UUGCUUCAGUCAAAUACUGGCUUUUAUUGUGUCUCCUGAUGUGCUGCUUGUCGACAUGUCCUGUACAGUCUGCACCUUUAUUCUCAACCAUCUGCAGCUAGUGUAACAUGCAUGGCACUUCAUGACCUCAACUGAAUAGUGUGCACAUCAAGUUUUCCUCAGUAAUCAGCAUUUUCUCUCCAAGUGAGAUUGUGAUAUCAAUCAUGCAUUGUGCAGCAGCAUCCUGUGUGAACAAUUCAAAAUACAGGGAUAGGUUGAUUGUUAUGCCACAUGUAAUUGAACUACAGUUCCAUAAGGCACAUGCAGAGGACUACACUAAAUGGGAAAAGAAGCUUGACAAGACGGAUUACAGGGUGUCACAGUACACAAGAAUUUGCAGUAAUCACUUCAAGUAUGGUAAGCCAUUAGCAGGGAGUUCUGUUCCUACACUGUACAUGCGUUCCUAUCCGGACUGGGCAUUGUCAAGAAAACAGGCAGCUAAGGAAGUUGCAGCAGUAGAAAAUGGACUGAUUUGUCAUGCAUUGGUGCAUGUGUGUAAGUAUCUGGACCCACAGACAACAACUAGACUUGCGGAGCAGCUUAGAGUACAACCUGGAAAGAACAGUGACUGUAUUUUCCAAAAAUUGCUGUCCAUGUCUAGUACUGAGGCUAGACAGUUAUUACAGCAAGUUGCACCAAUUGUGCCGGGAGGAAAAUGUUUAGAGGCCCUCCAUAUUUAUAGAUAUGGAGCCUUGUGUGAAGGGACCGGUUGGUUAUCGGCUCAGUUUCAGCCCACUAAACUGUAA
Messenger RNA from Patiria miniata (bat star), 785 nucleotides. RefSeq lists its product as uncharacterized. The record is from RefSeq and is a predicted model, not a curated record. Lineage: Eukaryota; Metazoa; Echinodermata; Asteroidea; Valvatida; Asterinidae. The transcript is spliced from 5 exons. Bases 204 to 785 code for a protein of 193 amino acids.